UUUUUUUUUCAUUACUCAUAUAAAAUGGUCGUUUGUAAAGUCUGUGAAAAUCAAGAAUCUAAAUAUAAAUGUCCUACCUGCCACAUUGCUUAUUGUUCCUUAACCUGCUAUAAAAAACAUAAAGAGAUCCCCUGUAGUAUAGUUGAAUCAAAUGAUAGUCAACAAUUCACAAGGAAGGAAAUCAAACCAAUAAGUGCUCCCGAUGAAGAAGAUCCUAGUCAACUUAUAAAACAUUUAGAUUCAUCCUCUAAACCAGAGUCUGAAUUGGAUUCAGCAAGAGAUAAUGAUCCUAUUUUUGACGAUUUUGCAAAGAAAUUAGUGGACAUUACUUACACCGAAAAGCUGGAAAAAUUUAUGGAAAAGCAGAGGAAAAAAAAGAAACAAAAUAUCAAUAAUAAAAAUAAUCCUAUACCCUUUUAUCAAAUAAAAACUGUAACACAUUUUACAAACAAAAUGCUGUGA
Molecule: messenger RNA, 462 nt
Organism: Cokeromyces recurvatus
Lineage: Eukaryota; Fungi; Mucoromycota; Mucoromycetes; Mucorales; Mucoraceae
Exons: 3
Coding region: 25-462 (145 amino acids)
Source: RefSeq, a predicted model, not a curated record